AUGGGCAUAUGGCACAAAUUCUCCUCAGUAGCUCACCCUCAAACCAACGGCCAGACGGAGGUCACCAACAGAGCUAUCCUCCAGGGGUUAAAGAAGAGGCUGGAUGGGGCAAAGGCAAACUGGGCAGAAGAACUCAAUAGCAUCUUGUGGACACUCCGAACUACUCCCAGGUCGUCCACUAAAGAAACGCCCUUUGCACUUGCAUUUGGCACUGAAGUCGUAGUCCCAAUUGAGUUACAAGUCCCUACACAUCGGGUCCAGUUUCAUGAUGAGAACGCGAAUAGUGAUAAGCUGAGAAGUAACCUUGAUGCCCUGGAGGAAGUCAGGGAGGAAGCCCAAAUCCGAACUGCCGCUUAUCAACAAAGAGCGGCCCGUUAUUACAAUAUAAGGGUCAGGGAAAGAAGUCUGAAGAUAGGAGACUUGGCCCUGAAAAACCUGGAGGCUAUAGGGAAAAGAGCGGCGGUAGGCAAGCUAAAGAGCUCGGAAGCGGCAAUAAGACCACAGAGCCCGAAUCUUACAGAAGACCUCAAGGAGGCACAAAAUGGCCGGUGA
Molecule: messenger RNA, 552 nt
Organism: Manihot esculenta (cassava)
Lineage: Eukaryota; Viridiplantae; Streptophyta; Magnoliopsida; Malpighiales; Euphorbiaceae
Exons: 2
Coding region: 1-552 (183 amino acids)
Biological process (GO): DNA integration
Molecular function (GO): nucleic acid binding
Source: RefSeq, a predicted model, not a curated record